This is a messenger RNA of Conger conger (European conger), 2805 nucleotides long. RefSeq names its product Raf-1 proto-oncogene, serine/threonine kinase b (gene raf1b). Gene Ontology annotation, biological process: signal transduction; protein phosphorylation. Gene Ontology annotation, cellular component: plasma membrane; cytosol; mitochondrion. NCBI's taxonomy places the organism in Eukaryota, Metazoa, Chordata, Actinopteri, Anguilliformes, Congridae. The record is from RefSeq and is a predicted model, not a curated record. Gene Ontology annotation, molecular function: ATP binding; protein kinase activity.
CCAAUGGAGCACAUCCAAGGUGCCUGGAAGACCCUGAGUAAUGGGUUUGGACUCAAGGACUCUGUGUUUGAGGACCCAUGCAUGUCACCUACUAUCAACCAAGGUUUUGCCUACCAACGGCGCUCGUCGGACGACAGCAAGAUCGCAGACUCUCCCAAGACGAGUAGCACCAUCCGAGUCUACCUGCCGAACAAGCAGCGCACAGUGGUGAAUGUGCGGCCAGGUAUGACCCUGCAUAACUGCCUCAUCAAAGCCCUCAAGGUGAGGGGGCUCCAGCCAGAGUGCUGUGCUGUGUUCAGACUGCACCCGGGACAGAAGAAUAAAAAAUCCCGUAUGGAUUGGAGUACAGACUCUACCUCACUCAUUGGGGAGGACCUGCUUGUAGAAGUUUUAGACCACGUACCAUUGACUACGCACAAUUUUGUUCGGAAAACCUUUCUGAAGUUGGCUUUCUGUGAUAUAUGUCAGAAGUUUUCUCUGAAUGGUUUCCGUUCAACAUGUGGCUACAAAUUCCAUGAGCAUUGCAGCACCAAAGUCCCCACAAUGUGUGUGGACUGGAGCAACAUCAGACAGCUCUGUGAGUUUCCUGACCAGAGCCCAACGGGGGGUCCAUCUCUCCCUCCGCUGACCUCUCGGCGAAUGCGUGACUCCCUCCGGUUCCCUGUCAGCUCCCAACACAGACAUUCUACCCCACAUGCCUUCAAUUACCGGCUGCCCUACCCGCCCACAGGGGGCGCACUCUCUCACAGGCAGCGGUCAACGUCCACAGCCAAUGUCCACAUGGUCAGCACCACCAUGCCUGUUGACUACAGCAUCAUAGAGGAUGCCCUAAGAUAUCAUGAUUCAGGGAGCCCCCCCAAUCAGAGCCCCACAGGCUGGUCUCAGUCCAAAACCCCGGCGCCCACACACAGAGAGAGGGCCCCAUCUUCCAACACUCAGGAGAAGAACAGAAUUCGGCCCAGGGACAAGAGGGACUCCAGCUACUACUGGGAGAUCGAAGCCAGCGAGGUGAUGCUGCUCUCGCGCAUUGGCUCCGGCUCCUUCGGGACUGUGUACAAAGGGAAAUGGCAUGGUGAUGUAGCAGUGAAGAUCUUAAAGGUCACUGAUCCCACGCCGGAACAGUUCCAGGCCUUUCGCAACGAGGUGGCCGUCCUUAGGAAAACCCGGCACGUCAACAUCCUGUUGUUCAUGGGCUACAUGACGAAGGGCAACCUGGCCAUUGUCACUCAGUGGUGUGAGGGCAGCAGCCUUUACAAGCACCUUCACGUCCAGGAGACCAACCUGCAGAUGUUCCAGCUCAUCGACAUCGCCAGGCAGACGGCUCAGGGCAUGGAUUACUUGCAUGCAAAGAACAUCAUCCACCGGGACAUGAAAUCAAACAACAUCUUCCUGCAUGAAGGUCUGACGGUAAAGAUAGGGGACUUUGGCCUGGCCACAGUGAAAGCACGUUGGAGUGGCUCACAUCAAGUGGAGCAGCCCUCUGGAUCCAUACUCUGGAUGGCCCCUGAAGUCAUCCGCAUGCAGGACAACAACCCGUACAGCUUUCAGUCCGACGUGUACUCCUACGGCAUCGUCCUCUACGAGCUCAUGACCGGGGAGCUUCCUUACUCAAUGAUCGCCAACCGUGACCAGAUCAUCUUCAUGGUGGGCCGGGGGUAUCUGUCUCCAGACCUGAGCAAGCUGUACAAGAGCUGCCCCAAAGCCAUGAAGAGGCUGGUCGCUGACUGCAUCAAGAAGUCCAAAGAUGAUAGGCCCCUGUUCCCUCAGAUCCUGUCGUCCAUCGAGCUCCUGCAGCACUCGCUCCCCAAAAUCAACCGCAGCGCCUCCGAGCCCUCCCUGCACCGGGCCUCGCAGACCGAGGACAUCAACUCCUGCACUUUGACCUCCAUGAAGCUGCCUGUAUUCUAGCAACAGCCCGACAUCCCCUGCCUCCCUUAUCGAGCCAAGCCAAAUUUCCCUGAGAGGGGGGGAAAAAAACUAUGCUUGACAAACAAAAAGAACAGUGCAAUUCAGAGAGGGCGCGUUCGUAUGUAACCAAACCCACGGCCAGCAGAGCUGCACCAAUGAGGAGGAACCUGGAGGCAAGGGUGGCUACGUUUUAGCGCUUCGACCUCCCUGGCGUCCUGCGUACUAAUCUAGAGGGAAUGAAAGUACAUAAUCUACACCCUGUGUGCCAGUGCUACCAGAAUUUUCAGUUGCACAGUGAAGAUAUAUAUUUUUUUUGCUUUGUCAAGGAAUGGACUGUAAAUCAUUUCAAGACCUGCAACUUCCUCCUCCUGGUGUUUUUAGAAAAGGCCGUUCUCUGCAACGCCGUUCGUUUCAGUGACACGUCCAUAAUGUGCGUUUCAAUGUCACCACUUAUUUUCAUCUUUGCCAUAUGUUAAUUGGAGUUGUAUUGAUUUUAAAAACCAUUAUUAUAUGCAAGCCAUUACUGAGUAGAUGAAACUGGAAUAGUUUCAGAAAGGUAGCUGGUUUCAUAUUUCAGAGGCACAGAAAUAGACAUUUGCAUUAAAGUAAGCGUUGCGUCCGGAGUACACGGCUAGGAGAGAGUGGCUUCAGCUCUCCUUUCCCCAUCCAGAAUAUUGGUCCAUGGUUUGCUUUUUAGGGUUGUUGUAAAAUUAUUCAGCUGUCUUUCUCGGGCUGUACUAUCACAAAUGUGUGUGCACAGCUCUCUUUAGUCUUUCGAUGAUUUGGGAUUUUCAUUUGUUUUGGUCUUUUACUGCUUGUUACAUAGGAUAAACACAUUGUACACCUGAUGAAGAUUUUGUUUAUCCGUUGCAUUUUAAUAAAUUUAAGUUAAAUGCA